Messenger RNA from Tachysurus vachellii, 4007 nucleotides. RefSeq names its product membrane-associated ring finger (C3HC4) 2 (gene marchf2). Bases 280 to 1020 code for a protein of 246 amino acids. Gene Ontology annotation, biological process: protein ubiquitination. The record is from RefSeq and is a predicted model, not a curated record. The transcript is spliced from 5 exons. Lineage: Eukaryota; Metazoa; Chordata; Actinopteri; Siluriformes; Bagridae. Gene Ontology annotation, molecular function: zinc ion binding; ubiquitin-protein transferase activity.
UUGAGCUGUAAUCGGAAACGUCGACAGGAGGCCGAUGGUUCGUCUGUCAGGCUGGAAAAGAAGUCAAUCUGGGAGGUUAGCUAGCCAGGCCAAAAACAAAAGAAGUUAUCGCUUAUUCGUAACUUCACAGCAAAUUAUUUUAUCCUAAGGAAUUAAGGACUUGAUAGGAUAAACCAGCAUGAAACUACAAAAGCUCUAGGACCCAGGACACCUGAGUUAAGGGAGCAGAGGUCGCUCCCACUGCCCCACCUGUACCCUGUCCACCUGGACGGAGUAGACAUGACCACAGGGGAGUGUUGCCACUUACCAGGCUCGCUGUGCGACUGCACUGGCAAUGCUGCCCUGUCCAAAACCGUGGAGGAGUCGGACAACCGGAGGGCACAAUACGUCACUCAGGUCACGGCUAAAGACGGACGCCUGCUCUCCACCGUCAUCAAAGCCCUGGGAACCCAGAGUGAUGGUCCGAUUUGCCGGAUCUGCCACGAGGGGGGUAACAGUGAAGGGCUCCUUUCGCCAUGUGACUGCACGGGCACGCUAGGCACGGUACACAAGAGCUGCCUGGAGAAGUGGCUGUCAUCCUCCAACACCAGCUACUGCGAACUGUGUCACACAGAGUUCACCAUCGAGCGCAGGCCAAGGCCCCUCACAGAGUGGCUUAGGGACCCUGGGCCGAGAAAUGAGAAGCGCACGCUGUUCUGUGACAUGGUGUGCUUCCUGUUCAUUACGCCCCUGGCAGCCAUAUCAGGCUGGUUGUGCCUGCGAGGGGCUCAGGACCACCUACACUUUAACAGUCAGCUGGAGGCAGUGGGUCUCAUCGCUCUUACCAUCGCUCUCUUUACCAUCUACGUCCUCUGGACUCUGGUGUCAUUCCGCUACCACUGUCAGUUGUACUCCGAGUGGAGACGAACCAAUCAAAAAGUGCGCCUGCUCAUUCCUGAUGCCAAGGGUGCCCACUCUACCCAGCAUUCCUUGCUCUCCACAAAGCUGCUAAAAAAGACGUCAGACGAGACCAUCGUAUGAGAUCUGCGGUGUUUCUGGGAGGGUGGGGGACGCGAUACAUUGUUGGUAUUAAACGUGCUAGAGGUUCUUGAUGCGUCAUGUCAUCAGUUAGAGCCACAGCACUUUUGGAUGCAUUCUUUUUCUAUUUAGUCCUUUUUAUCUACAUAUGUGAGCACUUCAUUUGUUUUUCUUCCUUUAACUAUAUCUCUCUUUUUAGUUGUGUGUAUUAUUUUUUUUAAGUUGUUUCUGGUUUUGGAAUGAAUUUAUUUAUUUGCCAAAACGGUGAUCAUUAAGGUCCCAUACCACACAGUGUACUUCAUGGUUAAAACCGUAGGGACUCUAUGAGCAGUGGUAGUAGCUGUGUGAGGGGACAAAUCCAGGAAAGCAGGAGUAGCUGCUGAAGCUUAAAAAGAAACACCUCUAGAUUUGUGUAGCUUCUUUCAGAAUUAUUUACGUCUUGAUUGGACAGGAAAUUGGUCAUUGCCAAUUUUUGAGUACUUUCGCCCAGUAUAUAUUAUAGAAGCUCCGAUUUUGAAACCUUUGUGGUGGUUUAAAGUGUUACAGGAUGACAGGGCCUUCUUGUGAGGCCUGCUAACAGAAUGGGCUAAAACGGAGAGAGCUGCAAGCACCUGAUACAUGCUCCUAAAGAGGAGCAAACACUAAAAUAGGAGUGUGCAAUAAAUUCCUUUCAUUACCAAGUAUGAGGCACAGUGUAUGCCCUCUGGUGUGCUUAGUUUUUCCUGCAUGUGUAAUUAAAAAAAAAAAAAAAAAUCCAUCCUUUUUUUUUUUUUUUUUGUUUUUUUUUUUUAAAAAGUAUAAUGAUAUUAGUGACUGUUUAAAUCGCUAUCUGGGAUUUUGUCUGUGGAUCAGCAUCAGCUAUACUCAGCACCUAUUAAAGGUGAGCUUCAUGCAGGAAGUGGCAUACGGUGGUCCUACAAUGGUAGCACUUAAUCGACAUAAGUAGCCUAGAUAUGUGCUGAUCAAAUGUAGUUGUGUGUAUGCCUCCAGGAUUCAUGGGAAACAUUAUUUUUAUCUUGAGGUCAUUAUUGUGACAGCUGUUUCUUAAUUUAAAACAUUACAGCUACAUGUGGCUGUGUGAAAGGGCAGAAUGUGUUUGUGAGUACAUAUGUGUACACUUUUGUAUCUGUAUUUUUGUUUUUAUAGCAGUUUUACAUUGUUAAAUAUGCAGUUAUUUGGGGAAAUUUGUCUGAUAACAGGGGAACAACUGUGUAAUUAUCCAUUUACACCACUUGAGUACAGAUUAUCGCCCUGCAUGUUACGUUACAAGAAUGAUGUGCAACAUGUCAUCACUUUAAAGGGAAUCUUGUGUCAUGAUGAUAGGCUCUUCUCCUAAUGGCUUUAUGGACACCCUUGACCAAAGUAUGGCCUUUAUGCAGAUAUUGAGGGACCAUCUGCUCCUGAUACCUGGCUCUGUUUAUGUUGGAAACAUUACAAACAUCUCUGUGAUGUCCAAGAAAACAUUUGUCAUUUGACAGGCUUUGUACAUUUGUAGAUACAUUUCAUGUCUGUGUAAGGCACACAGAGCAACAGUUACUGUCAGCCUGUGAGUGUGGGGUUUGAGUGUGCGUGUGGGGUUUGAGUGAGUGUGUGUGUGGGGUGAGUGAGUGUGUGUGUGUGGGGUUAGAGAGUGUACGUCAGUAAUUGACAGUCAGGCUGUGUGUGAUUCUGACCUUCUGUAGUGCCACAAUUGAAACAAAAAAGGUGCUUUCAUCUGUACAUGGAGUAAAAAAGCAGAUAAAGAUAAAUCCCUUAGAGAGCUGUGUGCAUGGGUCAUCUUGUUCUUCAGUGGGUAAUAGUCACCAGAGAGAUUUCUUGCGAAUUGUAUUCACUUCUUUUCAAGUGUCUCAAUCUCCUUAGGACAAUGUUAAGUUUUGGAAAGCGUUGUGCAAUAGAUUAUUACUAAAAGCUUUCAGCAUUAAUUGUAACUUUUAACACAUGUUUUUGAGAAGAAAACAAAUGUAAAACGAUCUCUCUGCAUCUUUACAUACCUGUUGUAUGUCACAGGACUGAAUGGCUUUGAGUUCAAUUAAUUGUUUAUGGAAGCCCAACCAAAAGAAGCCAAGAAAAUGGUCACAGAUCAGCAGCUAAGUGCAAAUUCAUUUCUUAACUGCUGCUCGUACACUUGUCUCUCACUGGUGUGCUUCCAUCUUUUUUCUUUCCCGGCCAUUUAUUCUUUAUUUUAGCAAUGUGAGGUUAAAAAAAAGAAAAAGAAAAGAAAGAAGAAAAGCUUGAGUGCAAUGUCAGCAAUAUUACAAUGCACUUCUUGCCUAUAACCUUAUCAGUACAUGUAAGAUAAUUAUUCUAUAGAUAUAGAAAUAUGAAGGAUUACAGGACAACAUUCAGACAGGAUGUGGAAGGCAGUGUUGGGGUGUUUUAUUUUUCCUUUGUUUAUCCAUGAGUUUUCUCCACUAUGCAACCUGCAGACUUAAGCAGCCAAAAGUCCUGUGCUUUAUUCUGGUGUUAAUAUGGCUGACCCAAAUGAUUACUUUCAUGCUACCAAGAAAAAUACUUGCUUUAUUGAUUUAUUUUCCUUAAUUAUUUUUAGUCAUAUUGCACUUUUACAAAUUUAUGAUCGGAAGUGGCUUAGCUAGCCUUUUCCACUUGACACAUUUCAGAGAGGUUUAACUCCCUCACUGAUAUUAGGGGAACUGGUCCACUUUUUUGUAUUAAAAAGGUGGUAAAGACCAAUCUCUUGUUUUCUCUAAGAUAAACCUAAGCAAAUUUAAACCUUGUACACAAUUUCUUUUAUUUGUUUUGUCAUCACUGUGUUUUAAUGUAUUCAUACUGUAUGUAUCACUUGCGUUGUAUGUCUUCUUUUAUUCCUUGAGCACCAUAUUUUAAUCACUCUGUCGUUUUUGGAAUACUAUUAUAUUUAUGUUGUGAAGUGGAUAAAGACUGGUGUGUCUGUAUUGUCCUCACUAGAAUUUGUUGGUGCUUGCAAUCAGCCAAGAAAAGUGUGCAAAGCAAAUUAAACAUGAUGCUCUGGA